AUGAACACAAUUGUCAUUCUUACUGGUAUUCUCAGUUGCAUUUUACUUAUGUUAAGUGUUACUCAUUCAUAUAAAUUAUCAGGCAAAGAAAAUGAUGGUGAACAUCGAUUGCUUGUUGAACGACCAUUAGCAUUUGCACGAGGCAAAUUCCAUUCAACCUAUCAAGAUGAAGAUUCAAUGAUGAAUAAUUCAGAUGAAGAUGAUGAACAUGAUCUCGAAAAACGUCGAUUUAAUGCUUGGGCUGGUAAACGAAGUCUUGUAGGCAAACGACGUUUUAAUGCGUGGGCUGGCCGACGAUAA
Rotaria sordida is the source of this 300-nucleotide messenger RNA. Lineage: Eukaryota; Metazoa; Rotifera; Eurotatoria; Philodinida; Philodinidae. The record is from the annotation of a GenBank genome assembly.